Megalops cyprinoides (Indo-Pacific tarpon) is the source of this 1581-nucleotide messenger RNA. RefSeq names its product phosphoglycolate phosphatase (gene pgp). The record is from RefSeq and is a predicted model, not a curated record. Gene Ontology annotation, molecular function: sn-glycerol 3-phosphatase activity. The transcript has 2 exons. NCBI's taxonomy places the organism in Eukaryota, Metazoa, Chordata, Actinopteri, Elopiformes, Megalopidae. Gene Ontology annotation, cellular component: cytoplasm. The coding region runs from base 215 to 1135 and encodes 306 amino acids.
CUUGUCACAAUUUCCUUAACAGUUUGUCUGUCAGAGCGAUUUAGCUUACCAGCUGUCUUGUACCGAAGCUAGAUAGCUACUUCGCUUUUUGGGGAGAAACUCAAAUGUUGCAUGUUAACCUCAAGAGCAUCUAGCUAGGUUCUUAAUUCUCUGUUAAUAACUACUUGUAGACAUAGUCUUUGAAGAACAAGUCAUUGCACUUACAUUUGCUGCAAUGGCUCUGUCGAAAUGUAACCGGCUAAGUGGUCCCUUGAUUAGGGAGUUGCUUGAUUCUGUAGAAAGUGUUCUGUUCGAUUGCGAUGGGGUUAUUUGGCGCGGAGAUCAGGCUAUCCCUGGCGCGCCAGAGGUUAUUAAUUUGUUAAAGAAGAAUGGUAAACGAGUCUUUUUCGUGACUAACAACAGCACUAAGACGAGAAAAAUGUAUGCCGAUAAACUGGCUUCACUGGGGUUCAACGCCACCGAGGAGGAAGUGUUCGGUACGGCGUACUGUUCAGCGAUGUACCUCAAGUCCAUACCACACUUGAAGGGCAAAGUGUACCUAAUCGGCAGCAAGGCAAUGAAACAGGAGCUUCAAACUGUGGGAAUCGAGCAAGUAGGGGCUGGUCCUGAUCCAAUUACUGGCGUACAGAGCGACUGGGCCAACGUUCCUUUGGAUCCCGAUGUAAAAGCUGUGGUCGUCGGCUUUGAUGAGCAUUUCAGCUACAUGAAGCUGAAUCGAGCGAUGCAGUACCUCAGCAAUCCGGAAUGCCUGCUCGUCGGCACGAACACCGACACGCGGUUGCCCCUGGAAGGAGGAAAGGCUGUCCCAGGUACAGGCUGUCUCCUUAAGGCGGUCGAGACUGCUGCCCAGCGCCAGGCCCAGGUAGUAGGGAAGCCCAGCCAUUUCAUGUUCGACUGUGUGGCCAGCCAGUAUGGUUUGGACCCAGCCAAAACCCUAAUGGUGGGUGACAGGCUGGACACUGACAUUCUACUGGGCACCAACUGUGGCCUGAAGACCCUGCUCACCCUCACGGGGGUAUCCACGGUAGCUGACGCUAAGGAGCAUCAGCAGAGUGGUUGCCCUAAACGUCUUGGCAUGGUUCCUGACUACUUUGUGGAGAGUAUUGCAGAGCUCCUGCCAGCAUUACAGGGUUAGACAUAGACUUUAACAAACUAACCAACCAACCACCCUCACUGUCCAUGCUUGAGCUGAAUACAUGCACUGAAAGAGACAGAACAAAAUAUCAUAUAUCGGUCUUUUUAAAUAAUCAUCACAAAUGCUCAGACUGAAUUUGAUGGAAUACUAAUAGCUAUCUUUUACCAGUAUUGAUAAAGUGGUUUACACAAUAUAAUUUAUCAGUAAGGAAUAAAACAUAGAUGUAAGUUGUAAGGCAAAGGGAUUCCAUAGCUUGCAGAUCACCUUGCCAGGGAACCUCACUUUGUGAUGUGUGGUGUUAGGGUGAUAGUCUUUCUGUGUGGUGUUAGUGUUCAGUGUAAUGCCAACUGUCAAACUGCAUGACUCGCAACUUGUGUAAUCCCAAUUCAUAUAUGUCUAGCGUCAAAAAUCCAGAAACUCCGGAAAAGAAAAACAUUUUCUUAAAA